UAACGUCGCGACAAGAGCCUAGUUUACGUAUCGGACCGGGGUUCCGCCUCUUCUCCACGUGUACCACGACUCUCAGCACUGUGACUUAGAAUUUAUCUUUACAUGUCUCUAAUGAACCCGAUAAUCGCUAUAUUCGACUAUACUUUGAGGCCUGUGGCUCCCUUUACCUGGUUCGGGUUACCCAUCACCACCCUGGACGUCGUGGCAGCAUUUCGCCUCUGCUUAAUCCUCCGGCAGAUGAAGGAAGUGCUUCACAGAGAACACGUAUCGAGAGCAGGGCACUCUCUAGUCGAAGACAGGUCAUUCGCUCGGAGCGCUCUGGCAACGUUGACUGUCGUUUUCAGAGGAGAAGUCAUGACUUCACCAUUACUUGGCGUUCCCUGUUCCUUUAUGGUCUCGGGCACCACGACCCUCUUUUACACGCUCGUCCAAGCUAUUGUCGAUGCGCUCCCCGUUGUUCCCGCACCCGCUUUCGAAAUGGAACUACCUCUCUCCAUUGUCGACGGUUUCACGCGUGCUUUCCUGCUCUGCGACCUCAUACCACCAGUCGUCACAGCUAACGCGUCGUCCAAUAUCUCAAACUCCUCCUGGACACUACUCGUCACUUCCCUCGUUGCAGCAAACGGCGGAUUUUUCUUGACUAACCUUUUCUCUUUCAUACACCCCACGCCUCUGAUGUUACAGACCCCACCGGAGCUCCUGCCGUAUGGCUGGACUACCGCAGACUUGUGGUGCGCACCGGCAAUAACGGGUCUCUAUGCCCUGCUCACUCAUGUCCAGCCUUUCUGGGCUGAGGCGCAUACCUUUAUCGUCGAUCUUCUGAACGGCGGUAUCGUGUCCGGGAAAGCCGUAGAGCCGGUUGACAACGACACGGCCAGAGCUGUAUGUGCAGUCCUACUGGCUGGCCUGUUCGCUGGACGGACUGUUAAAAACUUUAGACAUCUGUGGCAGCCCCAACUGAAAGUCAAAACUCAGUGAUCAUUGUUUUUCGGUUCGAGCCUCGACGUUGGGAAGAACCGAGAUUAGUAGAUAUUGCACUUGCAGACUUGCAACGGCUAAUCAAUUGAGUGCAGAUAUACCAUAGAAAAUAUAGAAAUGCAUCAGACUUACGUCGCUGAAUCUGGGGAAGGCUUAACCAACUACGCGCUUAUGAUUGUUGCAAUUCCGAGAGGUCAUAAGCAUUAUAUGUGUAUUAUGUUCAACUACCACGCCAAGGACCCAUAUCCUUAGGACAAUGACAGCAGGUUAGAUCCCAUCUGCAUGAUAAUGAUAUUCAUCGUUGUAAUAAUUACCCCGAAUGUCUUCACCCGCAAGAAUCUCCAAUGUACAUUCCAUUGUAAUGCGCUAGUGGUCCGGUAUCUUGACUAGUUGCGGCAGGUCCCCAACAGAUGUUUUAGACGAGGUUCUCGUCAAAACGCACCAGCCAAGCUGACAUUCUCCG
Desarmillaria tabescens is the source of this 1441-nucleotide messenger RNA. RefSeq lists its product as uncharacterized. The record is from RefSeq and is a predicted model, not a curated record. Lineage: Eukaryota; Fungi; Basidiomycota; Agaricomycetes; Agaricales; Physalacriaceae. The transcript is spliced from 5 exons. Bases 103 to 978 code for a protein of 291 amino acids.